This is a messenger RNA of Pyrus x bretschneideri (Chinese white pear), 966 nucleotides long. RefSeq names its product lamin-like protein. Lineage: Eukaryota; Viridiplantae; Streptophyta; Magnoliopsida; Rosales; Rosaceae. The transcript has 2 exons. Gene Ontology annotation, molecular function: electron transfer activity. Gene Ontology annotation, cellular component: plasma membrane. The record is from RefSeq and is a predicted model, not a curated record. The coding region runs from base 158 to 664 and encodes 168 amino acids.
GUAGCCCACGGUACUUGUUGAUCUGGAAACUGAAACCUUAUACAAACAAACUACCCCAGCAAAACUAAAAGCUCAAAAGCAAAGUGCUUUUUUAGACACAGCUUUCCAGAGCAACUGUUACUGCUUGUGAGAGACUGAUAGAGUGAGAGAGAGAGCAAUGGAGAAAGAGAGAGCUACGGCGGUGGUGGUGCUUUUGUGCUUGGUGGUGGUGAUGGAACUUCCAGAAGCAUCAGCUACGAGAUAUAUGGUGGGCGGGAACGUGGGUUGGACCAGCAAUGUGAACUAUACUAUUUGGGCUCAGGAUAAGCACUUUUACAAUGGAGACUGGCUCUUUUUUGUUUAUGAUAGGAACCAAAUGGAUGUUAUAGAGGUGAACCAGACAAACUAUGUCUCGUGCAAUGCUGAACAUCCCCUUCACAACUGGACCACCGGAGCCGGAAGAGAUGUGGUUCCACUGAAUGUGACAAGGGACUACUACUUCAUUACUAGCAAGGGGUACUGCUAUGGUGGCAUGAAGCUCGCCGUUAAAGUUGAAAACAUGCAUCCACCCCCCGAAGCUGCCCCAGUGAAGAGCAAGAGCAGUGACCUAACACCUGCUUCCCUGUUUGUUGUGCCCGCAGUCUUCGCCAUUGGGGCAAUGUGGGACGCUUUAGUUCGGCUGUGAACGCAUAUGAUAUUUAAACUUGAGCUAGCAUUGAUGGGAUUAUUGAAAUUCGCUAAACAGUGAGGAUUAUCCAAAUCAAAAUUAGACUAUUCUUCUAGCUAAGUAAGUUAAGCCAUUGAUUUGUGAAGCAAAUUGAGAUUGCCUUUCACUUUACUUGUAUCUAAUUUUCUUUUGGUUUUUGGGGUUUGUAAUUUGUUGGUGUUGUUUUAGUUUCACCUUGAUGGUGAGUAGAAAUUGGACAAUGGUGUUUUGAAUGAGGAAAUUUUUAAGUGUUAUUUUAAUGGAUGAAUUUGAAUACUUUA